UAAGCUACGUUUGCUAUUUAACGCAACAGUUUUGUUUUGACAAAACUAACCGUGGAGUUGAAAAUGCGAUGGAAACACAUUUAGAUUUUUAUUCGGUACAUAGAACUUAACCGAAAAAGUACAUUUUUUUGUGCACUAUAUCAUCAACCAAACGUAUUUGUUCCCGAUAUAAACCAGCGCAUGUAUGUUCUUUAUUUGUUUAACCUGUGCCUAGUUAAAGGGUUAAAUAAAACAUAAUAAAUGCACUGAUGUUUAUCGGCAACAAAUCCGUUUGGUGGAAACACCACUAGUGGGAAAUGCGCAUAAUUUAUUUAUGUGGAUGUUAGAAUAGUCGCAAGAAAAUCUGUCGCCAAUUAAAUGGAAACCUACCUACUGGAGACAUUUUCAAAAUGGUCAUAGACAAACUACUCUUUCUUCAUUAGAUCAACACCGCCACACUUAUUUUUAUGAAGAAACAAAAUGUCUAGACUGCAAGUUCAUAUCCAAACCUGUAGGUGGCAGAGUGAUGUAUUCUUUAGCGGAAAUGCCAAGGAAAUGAAAGAAACACGUGACGCCAGGCUACUGAAAUUUGUAAACAAACACAUGGGACAUCUUUAGUACAAGUACUGCAAAUUACAUUUGAUACAUGAGCAACCAUGAAGAGGGUAUUUGUAACUGUAGGAACAACAAGCUUUGAUGACCUAAUCGAACGUGUUACUUCCCCUGAAGCUGUUCAAGAGUUGAAAGCCCGCGGCUAUCAACAUUUGGUCCUGCAGGUUGGACAAGGCUCCAUUCUCCCAGAUUCAGACAGCUGUCACGAGCUCACGUUGGAGGCUUUCAGAUUCAAGGAUUCCAUUGCUGAAAAUAUCAAAUGUGCCGACCUGGUUAUCAGUCAUGCUGGGGCAGGUAGUUGCCUGGAGACCCUUGGUGCAGACAAGCCACUGCUAGUGGUGGUCAAUGACAAACUAAUGGACAAUCACCAGCUAGAGCUGGCCAGACAGCUACACCAAGACUCACACCUACUGUACUGCACCCCCAGCACUCUUACUGAGACCCUGAAGACAAUGGACCUUGCUGUUCUCUCAUCCUUCUUACCUGGACAACCAAAGCAUUUUGCCAAUUUCCUGGACAGGGCCCUUGGUGUUCAAUGAUUCCAACGGAGGGCAGUCUCUGAGGUCAACUCAGUGUUCUGUUAUGGACUCUGGAGAUGUUUUGCGCUCUUCUUCUUCUUCAUGUGGCUUUCCAGCAGACUAGACGCUGUGUUGCAUACUGUCUUUCACAGGUCAGAGUGGGGAUUGCAAAUUUUGGUCACAAAAACAAAAAAGUUGAAUGAGAUAAUCUUAAAUUGCACCACCAUCUAACCCAGCACCUAUACACUAUCACCAAAAACCAACCACCCCAUCCCACUAAGUUGGCCCUAAACAAUCCUACACCAUGCUGUCGGUCUGGGAGGAUUGAACCCCUUCUCUCAAAACUUCCUGUAGCUCUUCUGCACUCAAAUAUAUCUUCUGUGAUUUCUGCUCCAUCAGCGCAGUACAGUUGAUCGCCAUGGCUAUGAUGUUUGCUCUCUGAAACUCCUCAUCUUUGCGAUGAACUGGAAGUGCGGUUGGCCAGAGGGUAGCCUGGGCCUCGCGUCCCUGGCUUAUAGUUUUUCCUAUCAGUAUGCAGAGCUAAUACCAAUUCAGGCAAUUGCCUGGGGCCUUACAUCAUCAUAAUUUUGUUUAAUAAUGCGCUAUUAAGCAAUUGUGACCAUCUCUGUUUAUGACAAACACUGUGGAUUCUGUUUUCUUCCUGCAAAUUUGGCUCCAGCUUUUGAGCAGUGGGCUCCCUAGUGGCGCAGCGGUCUAAGGCGCUGAAUAAAUGCGACAUGCAACAAUU
This is a messenger RNA of Oncorhynchus keta (chum salmon), 1857 nucleotides long. RefSeq lists its product as uncharacterized. Gene Ontology annotation, molecular function: hexosyltransferase activity. Lineage: Eukaryota; Metazoa; Chordata; Actinopteri; Salmoniformes; Salmonidae. Bases 636 to 1130 code for a protein of 164 amino acids. The record is from RefSeq and is a predicted model, not a curated record. The transcript has 4 exons. Gene Ontology annotation, biological process: dolichol-linked oligosaccharide biosynthetic process.